Messenger RNA from Lachancea mirantina, 270 nucleotides. The record is from the annotation of a GenBank genome assembly. Lineage: Eukaryota; Fungi; Ascomycota; Saccharomycetes; Saccharomycetales; Saccharomycetaceae.
AUGAAACUCUUGUCAUGGUGUACUGUAACUGUUUUGAGUCUUCUUGCCACAGCCAAGGCAGACGCAUCAGUGCAGACAAGUGUGUCUUGUGGAACCGUUCCCACGGGGGGAACAUUGGAUUCGACACCUCACAGUUCGAGAACGGCCACAAUUCUGAAAAAUGGUGUCCCUAUGGUCGGAGUUUAUGAAUAUUAUAGUUCUUUGACUUUUGUCGUCAAUUGCUCUCCCACCUCAUCUGCAGGUGCAAAUGCGAUUAUUACCAUAUACUGA